AACAGUUUGUCUGAUGCCCGCUCAGCUCAUCAUGACUGAAUGUGGUGUCUGCAAGAGGGCUGGUGGGCGUGUGGCUGGUGGGCGGCAGACUAAGCGCUGCCGCUGCGUGCUGUAAGGUGCGCAUCAGCACUAGGUACGUCUGCGGCGUUCAUGUGCACGUGGGAUCUGUAUUGGGGGUUCGUGACAUCGAGUGCGCUCGCGGACGCAUCAAGUGCGCACGCGGAAUGCCCUCCACCAUCACAGAUGCAAGAGCAAGUUUCAUUCGAGGUUAGUCUCGUAGUUGUGUUGAUUCAUAUAUGCGUUGUAGCUGGCUGUCUGCGCUACAUAUUCCAAACCGACCCAAACCCAUGCAUACAAGUCAUAACAAGUCGUAACGUCGUGGACGCGCUCCCUCGCACGGUCCAGAUGCAUCGCUAUAGUACAGGUUGAUCAAACUCUUCGAAAGCUAGAGUACAUUGAAU
Molecule: messenger RNA, 461 nt
Organism: Paraphaeosphaeria sporulosa
Lineage: Eukaryota; Fungi; Ascomycota; Dothideomycetes; Pleosporales; Didymosphaeriaceae
Exons: 1
Coding region: 151-429 (92 amino acids)
Source: RefSeq, a predicted model, not a curated record